AUGGCGCCAAAACAAAUCAGCAACCAGUCUACUCAGGUUGUUGCACCUCAAAUUGCGGCAAGAAAGCUGAAGAUUGUGCGAAAACUGAAGGAAGGCAGGACAAGAGAGGAGGACGAUCUGUCCAGGAAAGAAAGUGCAGUUUCUGUGUACAGUCUCCGGGAGCAUAUGACCCUGGGAGGCUCUGCAGAUGAAAGGUACAAUAACGCUGAGGUCUUUGAUUGCUCUGAGGCCAAGGUGAUCAGGACGGCUACUGGAAGACUGGAAAGUGGCCUGUUACAAGCCAUCAGAUUGGCCUAUUCUGGACAUCACCAUCUGCAUCUGAGGCCGGAUGACAUCUGGCUGGCCAUUGCUCAAGGAGUUUCCGCACACCUGCAAUUUGAAGAUAACGCAGAGAAGUACAGGAACGUAUUCGUGGAUCACGAAGGGAAAAACAAAAUCUCGGUAUCUGUUGACUCCUUCAAAACAGGCAACGGCUCUUUGCUGAACUGGCCCGAGUGCAUCCAGCUGAUCACCAACCAGCUCGAGGAGCGCGUUAAGGGCGGCGCCAGCAAGCUUCUUCAAAACGACUUCUCCACGACAGACCUCACCUCCAAGUGCGCGAGCCAGAUCGUCCUGAUGGACAUCAUGAAGCACUAUUUCGAGUACGGAUUUCACCUGUCGUGCGGCAUACCGUCCGUCACUCUGCACGGCACAUCCGACGACUGGGAGCGCCUGCUGGAGAAAGCGCGCGCGCUGGACGCGCUCGACAUCGGCCUCGACUGGUGGCUGGAGACACUGGUCCCCGUGCUCGAGAAGCUUCUGGAGACGUACAAGGGACACGUGGACGAGGACUGGUGGAGCCGGGUGAUGAACAAAUACGAACGCUACGGCAGCGGGGGCGGCCCGGGCACGACAAUCUAUUCCGGCUGGAUCUGCGCGUUCUUUCCGUAUAAGAUUCUGGGCGACGUGGUCCGGCGGAACGGGAACGAGAUCAAGGACGAGGAAGUGCCCAAAGGGCUGUCCGAAUGUCCGUUCAAGAUCAACGACAACGGCCGCGAAUUGGACAAUGUGCUCGUUGCAGGGAGCUGCGCGGUGUGCGUGACGGAGGACGGGCUUGGAGUGCAGCCUUGCAUCGGGUGGCUGGUGAAGAAAAGUUCUGGUGGGACACCGUCUGCAAAAGGCAAACUGAAAAUCUAG
This is a messenger RNA of Klebsormidium nitens, 1176 nucleotides long. The record is from the annotation of a GenBank genome assembly. Lineage: Eukaryota; Viridiplantae; Streptophyta; Klebsormidiophyceae; Klebsormidiales; Klebsormidiaceae.